Molecule: messenger RNA, 306 nt
Organism: Clunio marinus
Lineage: Eukaryota; Metazoa; Arthropoda; Insecta; Diptera; Chironomidae
Source: the annotation of a GenBank genome assembly
AUGAGAGCAGGCCGUAGAGAAGAAGGUUGUUGUCACUGCAAUGCGCAAGUCUACAAAUCAAAUAUUUUCAUGACUUUUGUUCUCGUACAAUGUACACAAACAGCUUUUCCUUAUCAUCAUAUUUUACCGAAACGAUGUACACUUUUAAGAGGUAUGCCAAGUUCUUCUCAUUCUCAUAAGCGACAAGCGACAGUAGUCGGGAAUGAAAAAAAGAUUUCUUAUUAUUCUUUCACUCAUACCACGACUCGUGAACUUUACAGACUUUUAUGUGAAGCGGAGAACUUUUUUUCCCAAAAUAUAAAAUAA